GUAUCGUCAGUUUUUUAUUGCGGGUGCGAUAGAAUGGUGGGGGAUUGCUGUAACCAAUGAGCCCGCAAAAAGCGGCUCCUGCGCGAUGCGCGUGGCGCGCUGCGCCGCAUAAUCUUGCGUAUCAGUGAUCGGCAGUGCCAUCCAGAAGGCAGUAGGUUACGGGUUCUAACGUGGUGAAAUUUAAGGAGUCCUUAUUGGUGCGAUUGGUGAAAAAGGAAACGUGUGAGGGGAUAGAGGGCACACGAUAAUAGGUGCACGAUACUCGCGAGUGUCGGAAGAUCUAGUGCCGAGCCAUCAUGGCGAAUCCACGAAAGUUCAGUGACAAGAUCGCGCUACACAAACAGAAGGAAGCACAGGAAAGAGCGGCGUUCGAGGCUAUCAUGCGAGAAGUUUCGGAUUACACAAGCAGAAUCCACUCGGCGAGCAGCUCGGUGUGUGCCAGUCCCACGGGAUCCGGGGUACUGGAGACUCCUUUGUCCGUGAAGAGUGCCGGCGCCAGUCCACCGCAGUCCAGCGGCAAACACCUGCACAUUAACCUGGGGAAUCAGUUCAGGGCGGGUGGCUCUCUGCCGAAUGUUAACAACAACGCGAAUUGCGCCAAUGACGCGAAACAACACGCAUCGUCGCACAACGCCGCUAUCCACUCGAUCGACCUUAAGGAUCCGCCGUACCGCAACAACGAGAGGGGAAGGAGCAUGGGCGUCGGGCCGAUGCGGUCGCGUCCCAUGGAGAAGAGGCACGACACCUCGCCUUACAGCGGCGUCCCGUAUCUGUCGCCGCCGCCGCCGGACACGUGGAGGAGAACCAAUUCGGAUUCGGCCCUCCAUCAGAGCGCCAACGAAGCCUGCCAAUCGACCACCACCAUCCCCCAUCGGCGAGAUCAACACACCAUAAGCGGAUCCGGGAGCGAGAACAGAAACUUGCAUUACGGAUUCAUCGAACGGCCGAGAUCGUCCUGCGAGAUACCCCGAGUGCCUGGAAACAACAUAGAUCCGAGCUCUCAGCCAGCGGGGCAGCAAAUUCCCAUAGGGAACACGCGAUCGUUGCCCGACCUGGCCCAUUUCCAGUCGGAUCAAGAGGAUCACUCGAGCAGCACGCCGUUCAGCAACAACCAUUUAUCAGUGCCUGUUAACUCUAGGUUUCUUCACACGUGUAAGGGUGUGGCGUUGGAAAACAGCACAAGUACUUCGCAACAGGAUCUUCAGAGCUACUCGCAACAACCACCGAUGGCCCAGCCACCGACGGCGACCACCCACAGCCCGGCUGGCCACCACUACAUUUAUCAACAACCGCACAGUCCUGUGCCACCGCAAAGUCCAAAGUCGACAACGCAAACGCAGCAACCGCAGCUCAACUCGUUGGGCUCGUACAGGUCCUCGCAGCAGGUGAACAGGCCGUCGCCGCAGUCGUCGCCCGGGCUAACGAUUCAAGGGAGCCCGUUGAGCUACAGCAAUAAUCCAUCGGCGCCUCCCAGCCCCACGGGUCAUCCAGGUCCACCGAACUUGACGUCGGAGAGCAUCGACCAAAACAGUUAUUUUAUGAACCAGGCACAAGCGGCGGCGCUUCAACAGGAUUUCGAGCAGUUCACGAUGGGAGUGGAUUGGCCGAAAUUCGCGCAGCAGCUCAUGGAACUUGGUUGCACCUGGAGCACGCAGAUAGAGAUGGACACCCCUGUGCCGACCAACAUGAUCGGGACGUACAUCAGUUCGCCGAACCACACCACGAGUUACGCGCAGAACGACACGAUAAACGUCGGCGGUGAAUUGGGGAGCGGGGACGCGGGUUACUUCAGCACGAGCCCCCAGGUUCCGUAUCAGCCAGCGUCUACCACGACCGCGACGAGCAACAACACAACCACCGCCCAACAGCUCACCCCACAGACGCCCAACACACCGACGAUCAUCCUCACAGAUUUCUCCGGGGCGGACGAUCUUACGAAUCCGGAAUUCGUGAAGGAUCUUGGCUCGGCGAUGAUGGGCGAUUUCGACCCGGACAUAUUCCCGUCGGACGACGCUCUGAGGCAGGGCCUCGACCCGAUCGACAUGGACGGUCUACAAAUGCUCACCGACCCGACCAUGGUUAUAUCGGAUCCAAGCGCCGAGGCCCAUUUUAGGCGGGACCGACUUUAAGGCGAGACAAUUUUCAGAUCAAUUUUCAGAUUAUGCGCUGACUAUUAUUAUCGUAGGGAAAAAAAAAAAAAAAAGAAAGAAAGAAAAGGAAAGGAAAGGAAAGGAAAAUACGAAUUCUUAUCCUGUCGCAUGGUGUCGCGAUUUAUCCUUGGGACGCUUUGACAAAUGGGACGAGUCGUUGCGCUUCGUCGCCGAUGCGCUUCCAACGGGAAGUCGUUUCUCUACAUACAACUGUCAUUGGAGAUAUACGAAUUCGAAGGAAAGAAAGGAAUAAAAGAGGCAGAUUACAGUUGUCUAUAAUUUGGGGAGAAAAGAAAAGUUGUAUAUCUCGGGGAUCAAUCGAAUCAAACGAAAUGUUAGACACGUUAUGUUAGAUGAUCGCGAGAUUGAUGGUUGAAGAGAAUGUUACGAUAUCACGGCGAAGAAAACGUGUUCGCGUUGGAAUCGAGCAAGCGACGCCUAUGUCCCGUUCGUGAUAAACCGUUAAUUGAGGAUUAAGUAAAUACAAAUCUUUAUUAACCCUUUUUUUAUUUUAUACUACUUUGUACAUUGUAUCAUGUAUGAUCUCUAAGAAGCACAAAACAAAAUGUCUACUGAUUUAUACAUGCUUUUGUCAUAUACGAUCCUAGUAAGGCAAAAGGAAAGAAGAAACUACUGUUUAGGUGAAAUUAACCGUUUAGCGGAAAGAAAGAAAAAAAAAAAAUGAUAAGAAAAAGAAAAAAAACGAAAAAAAAAUGAUAAAAUAAAAUAAAAUAAAAUAAUAAGAAACUAUUAUGGAAAAAUACAUACGUGGGUUGGUUACGCUCCUACCGUUUCGGGGAGCAGCGUUUAAAGCGUUUUAAACGCAUAAAGAGUUAAUAGACACGAGAGAGGAGGGAGACAUCUUUCGGCAGUAUCUCGUACCAAGCAUUUGAAAGAAAAAGAAAUUCUCUUCGCUCUUUAAUCCCUUCCUUUUCGUUCUCACCGUUACUUAAUUCGCCAUACAUCUCGAAUUUCCUUCCUCCUAUACGAAUAUCUCUCUCUCUCUCUAGAUUUUUACCGAUCGAGUCUAAUCGAAUCGUUGCAAAUAUACACAAAUUCGAACGUAUGCGAUGUUCAACUCGGAUGAUAUUCUUUUCCGUUAUUCGUAUAUCGCGUUCCGCCUCGCGUUGCACAGAAGACGUUGAAACAAGAGCAGGAGGGGGGAGGGGGGAAAGAUGGGAAGAAAGUCUACUCUCGUCAAUUGUUUUUUGAAAGUAACGCGCGCAAUUACUUUGUACACAUAAAUUAAUCGGCCACCGCGUUUGUCGCGUUAGACAUAAUUCGAUUAAAGUAUAUAUAUAUAUAUUAUAUAUAAUGUAAUAACUGAGAAGGGAAAAGAAAAGAGAGGAAAUGACGCUUAUAUCUGUAUUAUAUCAGAGUAUACACGUACGUAGUGGUGGUCGACACUUUUUUCGAGCGCCAUUCGACCGCGAAUGCGAAAAAGCCGAUCGAAAAAAAAAAAUCGCGUGUCCAUGCGAAAAAAGACUUCGGGCCACUGCAUAUACUGUUCGAAGGUGCUGACAGAAUUAUUCGACUCUGUUAACAUUUUUCUCCACCCGUACGAAUUUCGCUCGCGAAAAAAAAAAGAAAAAAUAAUUACUUUUAAAAAGAGAAACUUUUGUCCAUUUGUAAAUAAUCCCGAAAGGACGAAAUAGGGAGAGAUAUCGAUGCCCAAAAAUUCAAUCUAUCCUAUAAUUUUUUUUUAAUCAUGCUCCCUUGUUUCCACACUUCCCUGUCUCUCCCCUAUGUGCUAUUUAACAUAUACUCUCUUAAUAAUGCACCGAGUGUACUGCCUGUUACCGUGCCUAAGCACAUUCGAUAUCGUUGAUCAGGAAACUGACUAAUCGCAUCGAUCAAAUCGAUAUUUAAAGAGAAUCUUAUAUAUAUAAAACUCUUAACUCUUAACAUCCUUCGCCAGUUUAUCCUUCGAUCUCGAUGAAUUUUUCUCGUCACCUUCGCGCGUAAUAUACAAUUGUGUACCAGAAUUACGCAGAAUUUGGAUCGAAGGAGCUCGAAAUCACGCGAAUCUCGCAAGGGAUCGCUUGCCAACGGAUGUCUGCCCCACAACGCGGAGAGAACGCGAUCGAAGGAUACACGAAGGAUCGCUCGUAUUUUUACACAAUGCGUGACGAGAGCGGAGAAAAGAAAAAAAAGAAAAAAAGAAAAAAAAGGAAAACUUUCCCUCCGAUUCGUUCGCCCAUUCCCACGAGAAAGUCUCGCCUCUCCGACCGAGGCGAGACGGUGCCAAAGCGCGUACAACAUUCGUCGCUCCGUCACGCAUAGAUUAAGCGAGAAUCGAUCUUCAUCGAGCGAGCGAAAUAAUUCUCCCCAACGAUCGCGAAUUGAGAAAUUGAAUUCGAUUCGAAUUCUCAUUUUCAAUUUUCGGUUCCGUCUCUUCGAAAUAUUCGCAAGUAAAAUUUGUAGUGUACUUAAAGUAAAAUCGGUAAAAAUGUGAUGGAAUACUUUUUUUUUCGCGUUUAUCAAAAAUUGUGUCGAAAAUAUAUAUAUAUAUAUAUACAUACGAAAGAUUCUCCUCGAUGUCGAAAAUUUGGAAAAUUUUUUGAUCGACGAGACUUGUUCCAUUGAGAAUUUUUACAAUUUACGAAUCUACUUCAUGCACGGCGAUUGAAUUUCGAUUUCGGGGAGGUUGAAGAAACGAGGAAAUUAAUCGCUCGACUAUGUUCGGAAUCCAUUUCCGUUCUACGUAAAAUUUCAAGUAUCCUUUCUUUCGUCUCGUCUUAUUCAGUUUCAACGCGCAUGCGUGAACAGACAUACACAUACAAAAAGUAAUCACGUACUCCUUGCUCUCUCUCGCUCUCUCUCUCUCUCUCUCUCAUACACAUACGUAUACACACGCACGCUUUUCCCAUGCUGAAAGAAGAAGGAUGGAUUGGACGGUCUCUCUUGUACGAUCUCCGCGUGACAAGUACGCCAAUUUCAAAUACGAAUAUUUGUCGAAAUUGUUGGAUGAAGUGUGGAAAAAUGAGAGAGAAGUCUCGAUCGUUGCAUCGAAAGUGCGCCAAGAUUCGAAGGAAUGGAAAGAAGGAAGGGGAGGGGGGAAACAUUGUAAUAUUUGUAUAUAGCCAUGUUAUCGUGGUAAAGAAAAUUAUCUAUAUUAUUAUAAAUAUUACGCAUACAUAUAUAUAUAUAUAUAUAUAUAUACAUAUUUAAACCUGUAAUACGUUACGUUGUUGUACCAUAUUAUUGUGAACACCAUUUCUCAGACAUCGAUUUUUUUAAAUAAAAAGAAAGUCUCUAUCUCGAUAUGCACUAAAGCAGAGUAUCCGUCGGAACAAAGCGAAACAAAAAGGGGGGAAAAAAAGAAAGAAAAAAAGAAAGAAAACAUUCACCGCACCGAACGAUCCGGUUUCUCAUUUUUUACGAUUAGUCGCGGCUUUUUCGCCUCGUCCCUCGAUUUUGACCUGCGUCGACUUCGUUAACGGCCACGGUUAUACACCGCUUUCGACGAAUUUUCGAAUUUUCCAACCAUCGCGCUCGUUUCGUCCUUACUCGACUUUCGUUUCACAAAAGAAAAAGAAAAAAAAUUAUUAUUAUUAUUAGAAAUCGAUCACAUCGACCUUCCAGGACCCUUUUGGAAAGAAAGAAAGAAAGGAAGAAAGAAAGGAAAAAAAAAUAAAUGUACAUACCUACGUCAAUUCCUGGCUCGAGGUUUAUCCAAUUGUUGUCCAACAACGAUGCGUUUUCUGCGACGAAAACAGAUUAUCGAGAAAGGACAGGACGGAGGCGUGGCGAUUCUUUUUGUAACGAUCGUGCCUGUAACGUUUCCAACCAAUCAGCAGCCUUCUUGCCGGACUGACUGACGUUCGUCUAUCUAAAUCACCUGUACACGAUCUCGCACGAGCAAAAAGUCUACAAAGUCAGUCGUGUAACCGGAGACGCGGCAAAGGACGAGCCUUUUCUCGCUGCGAAUUCGCGCGAACGAUUCUCAAAAGUGAUCGCAACAACCGUUUAAAUACCGAAGAAACGAAUUGAAGAAAAGAAUUUCGAUCGAGACGAAUCGUAAAAAGAUCGUUGGAGAAAAUCGUUGGCGCGAACUAUCGAUGUAUCGAGAUUGAAUUCUCGCGAGCGACGAGAAGUUUUUGUGGCGAAAGUUCGAUUCUCGAUAGAUUCCAGCUACGCUACUUUCGACUUGAAGCUGGUUCGACGUAGCUGUGCGUAUCCUGGCGUAAAAUGGCGGACGUCGAUGCGCGUAACGAAACGAAAGAGAAAUAGGAAUAAAAGAAGGGGGGAGGGGAAAAAGAAAAAGAAAGGAAAAGAAAUAUAUACGAGAGAGGAACACAUUUCAAUCAUUUCUCACGCAACACCGUGAUCCUUCUGCCCGUCGAUGUGUAAAUAAUUGUUUCAUAUUGUUGUAAAGUAGAACGGUGAUAAGGAGAGAUGGAUGGUACAAGCGAGGAGACGAGUACUCGUUUGCCGAGAGUAAAUUUAAAAGAAAAAGAGAAAAAAAAAAGUCAAAGUCUCCCCCGUAAUGUAAGCGCACAAAACAGAGGGUUAACGAUCUAUGUGUCUUCUUCGUGUUUAAUCGUAUCUUUGUUAUUAAAUCUUGAACGUCUUACGAA
Molecule: messenger RNA, 6730 nt
Organism: Apis laboriosa (Himalayan honeybee)
Lineage: Eukaryota; Metazoa; Arthropoda; Insecta; Hymenoptera; Apidae
Gene: Crtc
Product: CREB-regulated transcription coactivator 1-like
Exons: 14
Coding region: 297-2129 (610 amino acids)
Biological process (GO): protein homotetramerization; positive regulation of transcription by RNA polymerase II
Cellular component (GO): cytoplasm; nucleus
Molecular function (GO): cAMP response element binding protein binding
Source: RefSeq, a predicted model, not a curated record